This is a messenger RNA of Lucilia sericata (common green bottle fly), 3726 nucleotides long. RefSeq names its product ras-specific guanine nucleotide-releasing factor RalGPS1 (gene RalGPS). The record is from RefSeq and is a predicted model, not a curated record. Gene Ontology annotation, molecular function: guanyl-nucleotide exchange factor activity. Gene Ontology annotation, cellular component: plasma membrane. Gene Ontology annotation, biological process: positive regulation of GTPase activity; Ras protein signal transduction. Lineage: Eukaryota; Metazoa; Arthropoda; Insecta; Diptera; Calliphoridae.
AAAAAUGACAGACAAUCGGUAAUUUUCCUUUUCGCUGGUAUUGUAAAAAAAUAGUCCGUGUGUGUUUGAGAAAAUUUUAAUAAAAAUUUAAUAAUUACUGAAAUAUAACAAAAUAUUUAAAUAAAAAAUGAAAUAAAUAUUAGUUUGUGUGGUAUAAAUAAAAGAAUGUGUUAAAAUAAACCAACAAAAAAUCCUUGUAUCCCUACUAAAUGAUUUUAUUUGUUCCCAGUGUUCAGUCGAAAAGAAAAUACAAAAUAUUUAAUAUUAGGGAUACGGAAAUGUAAAUGAAUAUUGAAAAUAUAAAAAAGCAAUACUACAAACAAAGCAAAAAUAAUCUUACAAAACAACAUGGGUACAAGCUGGUACUUGAUUAACAAUAUGUGAAGAGUAUUCUGUAAUAAAUGUGUCAACAUUAAAAAUAUGUGUUUGGAAUGGAAAGGGCCAAUUACAACAAGAACAAAAGCAGCAUAUUGAAAAGCAACUGUAUUGGUCAUGAUGCGUUAUUCGGAAAUAUCGAGAGAAUUAUCAAAUGAUAAUUUACGUUAUGUUGAAUUUGGCAGUGGCGGUGGUAGUCAGCAAGAUGAUUGUCCCUUGAAUGUUACCAGGGAAGCUUCACCUAUGAGUGAUAUUUCAACGGGUAGUGGUCCUUUGGUAAAUCAAUCGCCGGCCUCAUCAUGUAGACGUCACCAUCAUCAACGCUUGCGUUCUAAACAGCGUUACGAUGAUGAUCAUUACGAUAAUAUAUCGUUGGGUAAUAAAAAUAAUUUCAGUGGAUUUUAUGCGGGUCUACGCAAUUCGAAACGUUUCUCUAGCGGCGGCAGUAAUGGCAGUGUUAAUGGCACCGCUAAUGGGGCGGCAACUAUAGCAUAUGUGCGACAGCGUAAAGACAGCGUACAAUCCACACAAAGUUUUCAAUUUGAAGCGGAAUCACCGCACAAACAGAAUAUUAGUAAAUCUUUAAAUAUAAAAGGAACGAGACGUAAAAAUUCCAUUGGUUGCCUAAAUGCCUUCUCCUCUUCACCGGAUUCGCCCAGUAACUACUACGGGGUUGGCUCCGGACCUCCUUCUUUAAAAUCCAAUAGCUUGCCCGGUCAUGCUUCUAGCAAGACUUCCUUAGAUUCUACUAUUUUAAGUGCUUUACGUAUACCCGCCGAUGAAUUAGCCAAUCAAUUGACCCUAUUGGACUUUCCUAUCUUUGCUGCCAUACAACCGGAUGAAUUGACCAGCUGUGCUUGGAAAAAAGAUAAACACGUUAUUACACCGAAUAUUGUUGCAUUUACAAAGCGUUUUAAUCACACCAGUUUUUGGAUUGUUCAGGAGAUCCUUAGUGGCGAACAGCCAAAGCAAAGGGCCGAGAUAUUGGCGCAUUUUAUAAAGGUUGCCAAAAAACUACACGAACUUAAUAAUCUACACUCUCUGUUUGCCAUUAUAUCGGCCAUGCAAAGUGCCAGCAUUUAUCGUCUGAAGAAAACUUGGACUUGUCUAGCGAAAAAGGAUAAACAAAGCUACGAACGUCUGAGUGAUAUUUUCAGCGAUCAAAAUAAUUGGGAAAAUUUGCGAGCCUAUUUGGAAAGUUUACGUUUACCUUGUAUACCCUAUUUGGGUUUAUUUCUCACCGAUCUAAUAUACAUCGAUUUGGCUUAUCCACAGAAAGAUGGUAUUGAACCAGAAUCUCGACGUAUACGUAUGAAUAAUAUUUUAAGAGUUAUAGCCAAUUAUCAGGAAUCGAAUUAUAAGCAAAUACAACCGGUAGAGGCAACACAAAAGUAUUUAACCUCCAUUAGGUAUAUAGAAGAAUUGCAAAAUAUAUUUGAGGAGGAACAAUACAAGAAAUCCUUAAAAUUAGAACCCAUUUCACCGUUGGUUCCCAGCUCUUCUUCUUGCAGUUCAAAGGAGUCAUUUAAUGUGGAUGCUGUUACACCGGCCUUGGCCUGUUUGAAUUUAUCUCCCGCCAAAACUUCAGCCUCAGUACGUUUACCAAAUUCAUCGGCUGUUAAAUUUAUACCCGGUCAUCGUAAAUGUCGCAGUCUGGGCACUAACAUUUUCGGUAAGACAAAUAUUGCCAAUGAUGCUGUAGCAGGGCAAAAUGGUGCCUGCUAUGAUGCCCAUUAUCAUGAUCACAGUGCUUUAAGUCAACAGUUGCAGCAACGGCAUCUACUAGAUGAUUCUGUAUUGGAACAGCCACAAUGUGGCAGCGGUACUCCCAAUGGCAGUAUACACAUUAAUUUAAGCGAUAAUAAUGAGGUUAUAGCAUGUCACUUGCAUGAUGUUAAUAACCUCCAUAUACCCACAGAUGAGACAAACUCUUUGCAGGGUUGUGUCAGACGUAAAACGGUACAGAAAGAAGGACGUAAACCAGCGGUAGCGUCUUGGCAACGUUAUUGGUUGCAAAUAUGGGCCAAUUCUUUAGUGUACUUUCCACCCAAAUCAUUUAAGGGCAGUGAACGUAAUGACUUUAAGCGAGAACCCUGUAAGGUGUGUCCCCUAGAGGGUUGGUUUGCUCAAGUCAUUGACAAUCCGAAACAUAAGAAUACCUUUGAAUUGUAUCAUCGUACCUUGGGUACCAUAUACAAGUUUCGUACCGAUAGUCCUCAAACCACACAACUGUGGUGUAGUACUAUUUGUAAAUUGGCCCUACAACAGAAUCGUACACCGAAAACUUUGCCCAUUAAUUUAAUGUCUUUUGAAUAGAAUUUUAAAGGAUCCUAUUUCAAACAAGUACUUUAAAGUAAGGGAAAUUAUAACCGGCCAAGGUAUAAUAAUUUGUUGUUUUCUUUCUUUUUUGAUUAGAUAUUAAAUAUUAAACAAGUAGGCUUUAGUAGGCUAAUUAUUAUAGCAAAUAAUUUAUGUGUCUUAAUUCUGUUUGAUUUUUUUUUUAUACAACUUUUUUAUAGCUUAUGCCAAAAAUAUAAUCAAAACAAUAAAACUCACAAGAACAAUAUAAACAUUUCAUCACUUCACUCAUUAGAUAACAAACUCUUAAAAGCAACUUAUAAAAUACUCUUUAAACAAACACUUACUCUAGUUUACUCAACAAGAAAACCAAACAACAACAACUAUUAAUUUCUAAGACUGACAAUAAUUAAACGAAUUCUUUAAUAUUAAAUUUAAAUAAAAAGAAAACCUAAACUUAAUAUUAUUAAUAUGUAAUAACAAUAAUUAUAAUGAAUGUUGUGUAAUCUAUGGUGUAUUUUCCUUAAUAUUUGUACUCAAAAGUCUAAAGUCUUUUGAAUUAACUGUAAUGCAAGUAAAUCAACGAAUUUUUGUUUUGUAACUAUAACUAUUAACUGAAAAAAAAAGAAAUAUUUAUAGAAAUUAAAACAAAACAUUUCAAUUUAAGGCAUUUCCCUUAUAACACAGCUUCAUUAUUUUAUACAAAUUUCUUUAAAUUUAUAUUUUUUUCUUUCACCUUUUGUACCACCAUUAUUACAAAUACAAAAACAAAAACUAAUUUACUUGUUAUUUAAGUUUUAGUUUCUUAUAGCGAUAAAUUAACUAUUAAAACAUUUAUAAAUUUAUAUAUAUUUUUUUACUUCAUUUUAAAGUUUAAGCUAAAUUAUUUGUUAUACGAGCAAAAUCACUCACUUUUAUACUCACUACUAAAAGUUUUUUUCACUCACGCUUUCACUCACGUUAAAAACAAACGAAAAAGAUCAAAACUUUAUGUAUAUUGUUUAUUAUUAAGUUUACACUCCUAGAAAAUAUUAGAAACAAAAAAGAAAAAAA